AUGCUGCUAGCACAAUUUAUGUUGUCUAUAUGUUUACAUGUUUUUUACUAUUUUUGCACUUUAUGUUGUCUAUAUGUUCACAUGUUUUUUUACUAUUUUUGCACUCUAUGUUGUCUAUAUGUUGCACAAUUCACUUUAUGUUGGACAGAAGAGAAACGCAAUUUCGAUCUUCUGUAUGUUUGCACAUAUGGAAAAUUGACAAAUAAAACUGACUUUGACUUUGAUGGUGCCAGCCGAAUUGUACAGCUUGUCAGCCCCCAGUAUGUUGUAUACACAGAUACAGAGUUGGAGCAAUCAAGGAGCACCUUUUUUGAAAAACAGCGUACUGGAGAAGAAGAAGACCAUAUUCUUUCGAAAGAUCUUCGCUGUCGAUUAAUCAGGAAUACAGUAACGAGCAUGAUUGCAAUUAAGAGAGCAGCAGUGGAUGACUUCAACUAUCCAUGCAGCCGGGAACUCACUGUAAUGGCAAAGCGUCUAGUGGAGUACUACCCAAUGCUGCGGGACAGAUCUGCGACCCUAGGAGCUGAGUGUGAAUCUGUGAAGAAGCAGCUUUUGAAAAGGGUCCAGAAUGUGACAACUCCCAAAAAGAAGCAGGGAGCGACUCCUUCAAGAAAACGGCCACGCAGACUUAGCUUUCAGAGAAGCCAGGAGACGUCCACUGAUGACACUGAUGAGUCCACCUCAUCUUCUUUGAUCUUGGAGAGAUCCCCAGAAUUUAGCUGCAGCACCCCAGAGAAUGAACAGUUGGAUGCAUCAGAAACUACUGACAGCCGACAGAACCAGGCGAGACAUCAUAAAACUCUGAUGGACAUGUACAAAACCAAGGCCAAACCCAACAAGAAGGAUGUUUCCCAGCUUCUGGACCUUGAAUUCCAAGCUAGACGGCUGUUCAUUGACAGUGAUGUUAUCAAGGAGCAGGACAGGCAUACGAGGAUUCUGGAAGCAUACCCCUGCUUCAGAGAACUGGAUCAUCUUAUGGAUGAACUUCAGCGGGUCCUUGAUCGAGGGAACUCCAACUUCAUGCAUGGACUGAAGACCCGCUGGGAAACCUUUUUCGAGAAGGCACAGUUUUAUGGGGUUUUCAAAAAGGUCAUGAGGCCUCCGCUGCUGGACAAAGUAAAGCACUCAAUUGCAAUGAUGAAGGCUUUGCCAGAAAUGUUCCCAACACCUGUGGCUCCACCGAAGAAGUUAGGACACGCAAGUGAGGCAGUGCUUCACAUACUUGAGUCUACAGAAGACCCGAACAGCUUUCUUCAGGCAAGACCACUCUUCAACCCUGUCGUCAUUGUCUGCGAAACCAUCUGCAUACUGGCCAUUGGAACCAUGCCUGUGCUGAGCUUUCCAAAAGAGGACAUCUAUGCCAGCCUGAUGCUGAAUUUUUGCAGUGCUUCGACAGGCCCCGGGCUCAGUGCAUGAUGCCAGGGUCCUGAAUAACAGCCCCAUCUCCUAUGAGCAGUCAUACCCUCCACCAGGAUACUGUAUCCUUGGGGAUGGUGGCUACCCCUGCCUGUCCCAACCCAUCUGCCUCAUGACCCCCUUCAGGCAGCCUGUCCGCAACCACCUCCAAGCAUGUUACAACUGCUGCCUGUCAAAGGUGAGGUGUGUUGUGGAGAGGUCCUUCGGGAUACUGAAGACGCGAUGGCGGUCCAUCUUCUUAAAGGCCCUGGAGGUGGAUGUGAGGUGCCAGAGGUCAUUGGAGCCAGAUGCAGAUGUCGGGAGGGCAGCAGAGGACCAGCACCAGCACCUCCAGGAAACGUCUCUGGGGCAGGAAACAGAAAUAGGAUAGCCAUUCAGUGCUCUGUCCCAGACCACGAUUACAUUUAAAUUAAUACAUACACGACAUUAAAAAAACAACACACAACGAUGA
Pseudoliparis swirei is the source of this 1867-nucleotide messenger RNA. RefSeq lists its product as uncharacterized. The transcript is spliced from 7 exons. NCBI's taxonomy places the organism in Eukaryota, Metazoa, Chordata, Actinopteri, Perciformes, Liparidae. Bases 1 to 1416 code for a protein of 471 amino acids. The record is from RefSeq and is a predicted model, not a curated record.